Molecule: messenger RNA, 1404 nt
Organism: Penicillium angulare
Lineage: Eukaryota; Fungi; Ascomycota; Eurotiomycetes; Eurotiales; Aspergillaceae
Exons: 1
Coding region: 1-1404 (467 amino acids)
Source: RefSeq, a predicted model, not a curated record
AUGAGGCAUAGACAGCUUGCACCAGCGGGAGCAGUUGAAGAGCUGCAUAGCUCAGAAGAAAGGAGACAAAUAGUACACCAGUGGAAAACGAGCAAUUCCCAUUCUUGCCUCUUGGCUUUGCCAGUGGAUGCUAGUCAGACCAAUCUUACCUUUCAAGAGAGAUGGUUUCUAGACUUUUUCCGCCGUGUCACGGCACGAAGCAAUGCAACCUACUUUAAUAGAGCAUUCUGGGGAAUGCUCGUCCAUCAAGCAAGCGAGAUCCAGCCUGCUGUUCGUUAUGCUGCUAUCGGAAUAGGUUCGCUGCACUGGGGCGCCAUGACGAAAACAAAUCGCGUAGCCCCUAAUCAGAUAGCCUCGUUCUCUCUUGGUCAAUGCAACAAGGCGAUGGAGCAUCUCCAACAAAAUCUCAACGCAGAGAUUCCACGACGUCCACGCAUGGAAACAGUCUUAAUUUCCUGUGGUAUUCUAUUAGCAUUCUCCUUCGGCCAAGGUGACGCGAGGGCAGGUGGCUAUCAUCUCCGCGCGGGCUAUGAACUUCUACAACAAUGGCAAAGGGUUGGAAUGGACAAUAGCCCCGUUGGCACAGUUAUUCUUGGAAGCUUCUACCAAUUACAUUUGGAUUGGCCCUCUCUUGUGGAGUCCGGUAUUGCUCCAAAGACCUAUUCUUAUCCUGUCCAGCUUACAGCAGAGUAUCAAUCGGAAGCGCUGAUUGAAACACCGGAAGAAGCAUGUGGCGCAUUACUCAUCCUUGGAUGGUUGGCUUUGCAGAUGAAACCUCAUCGAGUCACUGGGUCAUUUGAGAGCACCCCUUCGGCAGUCUUGAUAAGGCUUCGACAAUGGAAAGGCUUGAUUCUCAUGGGAAGCGACCAUUCAUCACAAGAAAAGCAAGACACGAUUGCGAUUCUUGACGUUUGGUGUGGGGUUCUUCUCAUCAAAAGUCUGGCCGAUGACCGGCUUGAGGAAGGAGAAAUGCGAUACGACGAUUAUUCAUCUCAUUUCCAACGUACGAUUGAACAAGCGAAAGGGCUCUUGGCCCGGGAAUCAUUGCAGAACUCUUGGGUGAGAUCGGGAGUCGUGGCACCUCUUUUUUUCUGUGCGUUCAAAUGCCGCGAUUGGACAAUCAGGAGAGAGGCCUUGCAGCUAAUGAGCGAAUGGAGUGGUGAGCAAGGAGUUUGGUCAAUAUCAAAGUCCUAUCUGGUGCUAGGUCGCUUGAUCAGGAUAGAGUCUGAAGGAUAUGAAAGUUGGGAAAGAAUCCCGGAAACUGCCAGAAUUGACGCUGUCCGUGUUGAAUUUCUACCGGGCGAGACAAAGGUGCAAUUCUGGUAUCGUCGCCCAGUUCGUUUGGAUCAAGAGGACCAUCCAUGUCAUACUUGGGCAUGGGAUUAUGAAAUUGUUUCUUAUUGA